GAGACUACAGUUCCCAGAAUGCCACGCGAGCCCGUCCCUGCGGGCGCCUUGGGGCAAAGGCGCUGCUAGGGUUGGUCAGUACCGUGAGAAGCGAGGAGGUGUAGUGCUGGAGCUUCUUCUCCUGAAGAAGAAAGGACCGCAGGAGGAAAGUCUGAGCCAUGUCGUCCUUGAUCAGAAGGGUGAUCAGCACCGCGAAAGCCCCAGGGGCCAUUGGACCCUACAGCCAAGCCGUGUUGGUCGACAGGACUGUUUACAUUUCAGGACAGAUAGGCAUGGACCCUUCAAGUGGCCAGCUCGUGUCAGGAGGGGUGGCAGAAGAAGCCAAACAAGCUCUUAAAAACAUGAGUGAAAUUCUGAAAGCUGCAAGCUGUGAUUUCACUAAUGUGGUGAAAACAACAGUUCUUCUGGCUGACAUAAAUGACUUCAAUACUGUCAAUGAAAUCUACAAACAGUAUUUCAAGAGUCAUUUUCCUGCUAGAGCUGCUUACCAAGUUGCUGCUUUGCCCAAAGUAAGUAUAUUUUACAUGACUAAUGUACACAGUUUUCAAUUUCUACGGUGUUUUCUGACUAUAAGUAGACUAAGCACUGUGAAAGGAAACUUAAAAGAAGUAGCCUGGGCCAGGUGGCUUACCCCUGUAAUCCCAGUGCUUUGAGAGGCAAACACAGGAGGAUCACUUGAGACCAGG
Cebus imitator (Panamanian white-faced capuchin) is the source of this 686-nucleotide messenger RNA. It is a transcript of the gene RIDA, whose product is annotated as reactive intermediate imine deaminase A homolog. Gene Ontology annotation, molecular function: deaminase activity. The transcript has 5 exons. Bases 159 to 653 code for a protein of 164 amino acids. NCBI's taxonomy places the organism in Eukaryota, Metazoa, Chordata, Mammalia, Primates, Cebidae. The record is from RefSeq and is a predicted model, not a curated record. Gene Ontology annotation, cellular component: cytosol.